AUGGCAGCCCCUCGACGGCGGCCUCUGCGCGUGCUCAUCAGCGGCGGCGGCAUCGCCGGCCCAGCGCUGGCCCUGUGGCUGUCGCGGAUCUCGCCGGCGGCGCUCGAGUGCGACAUCACCAUCGUGGAGAAGCACGCGACGCUGCGGUCCAACGGGCAGCAGAUCGACCUGCGCGACCAAGGCAUCGACGCGGUGCGGCGGCUGGGCAUCUUCGACGCGGUGCGGGCGCGCGUGGUGCACGAGCCGGGCAUCGAGCUGCGCGGCCGCGCCGGCCGCCGCGUCGCCUACUUCGCCGCCAACACGUCGGGCUCGGGCCGCCAGAGCUUCUCGAGCGAGUUCGAGAUCAUGCGCGGCGACCUGUGCGAGAUCCUGUACGACGGCACCCUCGCCGCCGCCGCCACCACCGCCCACGCCGUGCGCUACGUCUUCGACUGCACCGUCGCGAGCUUCACGCAGACGCCCGACGCCGUGCGUGUGCGUCUCUCCGGGCCCGGCGCGGGUACGCCCGCCGCCACGGCCGCCGGCGACGAGUUCGACGUGCUCGUCGGGGCCGACGGCAUUGGCUCGCGCGUGCGGCGGCAGCUGAUGCCGCUGCUCGACGCACACCAACUUAACAGCAACCAACUCAACAGCAACGACGACGCCGGCAGCCGCGACGCCGCCGACCGCGCGGUCCGCGUGCCGCUGGGGUGGGCGGUCGCCUUCUUCUCGAUCCCGGCGCGCGCGGGCGACCCGGUCGCGGCGACCGCGACGCACCUGCCGGGGCGGCGGGUGAUCAUCACGCGCAAGGACGCGCCCGACUCGCUGCGCGUGUACCUGAGCCUGGGCAGCAAGCCUGAUGAUGGCGGCGAUGUGGCCGCGCGCCGCCUCGACGCCGUCAUCAAGACCGGCUCCGUCGCCGAGCAGAAGCGCGCGUGGGCCGACCUGUUCGCGCCCGCGGCUGAAGCCACCGCCCAGCUGCCGCGCUACCUCGACGCGCUGCUGCAUUCCCCCGUGGCCGAUGACUUUUACACGCAGCUGCUCGGCCAGGUGCGCGCCGAGGCCUGGUCCAAGGGCCGCGUGGUGCUGCUCGGCGAUGCUGGAUAUUGCCCCUCGCCGCUGUCGGGGCUAGGCACCACGGUGGCCAUUGUCGGCGCGGGCGUGCUUGCCGGCGAGCUGGUAAAGGCCUGCGGUGCCGGUUCGGACGCUGGCGGUGAUGAUGGCCCCGGCCAAGGCGUCCCUGCGGCGCUGGCCGCGUACGAGCGCGAGCUGCGGCCGUUCAUCAAGACUUCGCAGGAGACUCAUUUUGCCGGCCCCCUGCUCGCUAUGCCUGCCACGGCGUGGGGCAUCAGCGUGCUGCACUGGCUCGCGUGGCUGGCUAUGGCGGCCCGCGUUGAUAAGAUUGCGGCGUGGUUGCAGGGGCCGCCAAAGUACAAGUGGAAUAUGCCAGAGUAUCCGGAGCUGGGGUCUGGCGGUGGAAAUGCUGGCUGA
Lasiosphaeria miniovina is the source of this 1470-nucleotide messenger RNA. RefSeq lists its product as uncharacterized. The coding region runs from base 1 to 1470 and encodes 489 amino acids. The transcript has a single exon. The record is from RefSeq and is a predicted model, not a curated record. Gene Ontology annotation, molecular function: FAD binding. NCBI's taxonomy places the organism in Eukaryota, Fungi, Ascomycota, Sordariomycetes, Sordariales, Lasiosphaeriaceae.